UUUGAGAUAGGGCGUGCCAUAAAGCGUGUGGUUUUGCUGCAGCGCGAUUAUCUCCGUCCAUGGAGUGGGUCCCGGGUCCGUCACUGCCGACGCCCAAUCGUCGCGUGUGUUUAGCCAUUGCAAGCCUGCACGAUCGAAAAACACACCAUUUGAGUUUGCACAAGCAUCCGGAUACCAGAAAUCGUACGCAGCAUGUCUGGGAAGGUGACCUUCAAGAUCACGCUCACGUCGGACCCGAAGCUGCCGUUCCGCAUCGUCAGCGUGCCCGAGGAAGCGCCGUUCACCGCCGUCCUCAAGUACGUCGCCGAAGAGUUUCGCGUGCCUGCGGCGACGAGCGCCAUCAUCACGAACGAUGGCAUUGGCAUCAACCCGUCGCAGACCGCCGGCAACGUCUUUCUCAAGCAUGGCACCGAGCUGCGCUUGAUUCCGCGCGACCGCGUCGGCGGCUGUGCCUAGCCCGUCGUGAGCUACAUGGGCCUCGCCACGCUUCAAUGCCCGUAUUUGCUUGCCGUUUGCAAACUAAGCCUUUUCUACUGCACCUUGGACACGACACGAUACAUGUUUCGUUUACAAGCCCU
Saprolegnia diclina VS20 is the source of this 578-nucleotide messenger RNA. Its product is annotated as ubiquitin-fold modifier 1. The transcript has 4 exons. Gene Ontology annotation, biological process: protein K69-linked ufmylation. The record is from RefSeq and is a predicted model, not a curated record. Lineage: Eukaryota; Oomycota; Saprolegniomycetes; Saprolegniales; Saprolegniaceae. Gene Ontology annotation, cellular component: nucleus; cytoplasm. Bases 193 to 456 code for a protein of 87 amino acids.